AUGUCUUCCCAGGAGAAAUUUUUCGAUGACCAGAUAGAAAACCUUUACAAGGCCAUGGAGGAGAAAGAAAGUGAAUAUGAGAAGAGACUGCAGGAGGAGCGUGCAAAGUCUAAAAGGGACGAACUGAUAAAGGCACAUGAGAAGAAGAAGAUGCAGCUCAAGAGAGAGUAUAUGGAGAAGGAGGUGGAGCUCGAGAAAGAGCUCGAUGGCGCUCUCACGGUUCUGAUGGAGAAGAACAAGCCAGACACCUUCAAGGCUUCUAGCUACAGCUCGUGA
This is a messenger RNA of Triticum turgidum subsp. durum (durum wheat), 276 nucleotides long. NCBI's taxonomy places the organism in Eukaryota, Viridiplantae, Streptophyta, Magnoliopsida, Poales, Poaceae. The record is from the annotation of a GenBank genome assembly.